AUGAGCAGCCCUGAAUCCAGUUUUAUCAUUGUCGGUGGCGGUGUGUUCGGACUAAGUACAGCCUUGUGGCUCGCUCGAGGCGGCUACAAGAACAAUCACUACAACCCAUCCAAUGGCUGCGAUGGAGCCUCUGCAGACAUAAACAAAAUCUUUCGCGCCACAUAUGGCAGCAAAAGCCACUCGCAAGAUCUCGCUCUCGAAGCUAGAGACAUUUGGCUCGAGUGGAAUAAAGCCAUCAAAAAUAGCGAUCCAUCUGAACUUCCCGACCCACUCACUCCCGAGGACGAGCUAUUGACUCUUUGUGGUGUGUUUCAUUUAGCCGAUGGGCCAAAAUUGAUUGAUCUUUAUUCUGAAAAUCUUCGGGUCAUGGGCGAAACUGCUCCUUCCUUCCGAGAUCUGCAAUUUGUAAAGAACACUGGCAGUGAUGAACGACGCGUCAAUUCGUUAGGACCCGACUGGGCUAAGAAAUACCAUCGCUUUGAUACGUUCAGAGACGGUCGUACAAACGGAUUUCUCGACGCAGGGUCCGGUAUUACUCUAGCAGACAAGGCCUGCGUUUAUGCGCGCCAUCUUUGCCUAAAGGCUGGAGUGAAAUUUAUUCUUGGUCGACCUCAAGGCGAGAUCAAAAGUUUGAUCGUUGACGAGUCUGGUUCCAGCAAGCGAGUUACCGGUAUUCAAACUGAGGGUGGCUUGCGCCACAAUGCAGACCUGGUUAUCGUUGCUUGCGGUCCUUGGUCCUCAUCUAUUAUUCCAGAUGCACAUCGCUCUGUCGAAGCAACAAUGGGCACAGUGAUGUUCGUCGAUGUCCCUAGCGAUCGACAGGAUCUUCGCACAAAAUUUCACCCAGACAACUUCCCAGUCUGGCGGUUCCUAGAAGGAGAAGGAGAUUCUGCUUACGAAGGAGGUGGCUUCCCUAUCACGAAGGAAGGCAGAUUAAAAUUCGGAUUUCGUGCUCGCAAGUUUACCAACUUCCAAGACCACCCAUCCCAAGAAGAUUUGAAAAUAUCGACUCCUCGGACAAAAUACAGCCCGGAUCCCAUCAAUACCGUGCCCCUUUAUGGACUGAAACAAAUGAAGCGAGUGAUAGGUGGAUUGUUCCCUGAAUUAACCGAGAUCGGGUUCACGGACAGUCGUUUGUGCUGGUACACUGAUAGUAUUGACAACGAGUUUGUCAUUGAUUAUGUACCUGGGUAUUCUGACUCGUUAUUUAUCUGCACGGGUGGCUCUGGACAUGGCUUCAAGUUCCUUCCGAUUCUCGGCAAGUACGUCAAAAAUCAGCUGGAGAAAAAUCCAGAUCGCUUUACACCUCUGUGGAAAUGGCGAACUGUUGAGGAAGGCAAAAACUGCAAUGGACUUGAAGAAGGGGAGACAGGACCUCGUGACAUGUCAAAGCUGAAAUUAGCCUCGACUCAAGAUUUCCAUUUUCGCAUCAACAGCUCCCUCUGA
Penicillium cosmopolitanum is the source of this 1446-nucleotide messenger RNA. RefSeq names its product NAD(P)/FAD-dependent oxidoreductase. Lineage: Eukaryota; Fungi; Ascomycota; Eurotiomycetes; Eurotiales; Aspergillaceae. The record is from RefSeq and is a predicted model, not a curated record. Gene Ontology annotation, molecular function: flavin adenine dinucleotide binding; sarcosine oxidase activity. The transcript is spliced from 14 exons. Bases 1 to 1446 code for a protein of 481 amino acids.